AUGCCCACUGCGCCCAGCUACCCGCUUUACAAAGCGCUUUUCACUCAGACGGUGACACCACAAGAGGUGAAAGGGUGGUCAAUGGGGUUUCUUUGCUAUGGAGAGGAACCUCUCACUGGUAAAGAUUUGGAGAUGCAAACCAUGAUGGAGUUGGUGAUUGAAAGAAAAGAAGCUAAAGAUUCUGUAGUGAAAGUUGUCCAAGUUGAGUCGGAGCCCCGAGCUGCGAAGAAAUAA
Sclerotinia sclerotiorum 1980 UF-70 is the source of this 234-nucleotide messenger RNA. RefSeq lists its product with no specific name. The record is from RefSeq and is a predicted model, not a curated record. Lineage: Eukaryota; Fungi; Ascomycota; Leotiomycetes; Helotiales; Sclerotiniaceae. The coding region runs from base 1 to 234 and encodes 77 amino acids. The transcript has a single exon.